Messenger RNA from Juglans regia (Persian walnut), 1758 nucleotides. Its product is annotated as protein FAR1-RELATED SEQUENCE 1-like. Gene Ontology annotation, molecular function: zinc ion binding. NCBI's taxonomy places the organism in Eukaryota, Viridiplantae, Streptophyta, Magnoliopsida, Fagales, Juglandaceae. The record is from RefSeq and is a predicted model, not a curated record. The coding region runs from base 1 to 1758 and encodes 585 amino acids. The transcript is spliced from 4 exons.
AUGCACAGUUACUGGUCACCAGUUUUUCUGCCAUAUCCGGAUGGCAGCCAAUAUCCCAGUAACAUUCAGAAUGUUGGUUAUCCAUUUCAAUAUGGAAUGGGAACUCUGACUCCUCACAUCGCUACAAGCUCCGCAACGAGCGGAAGAGGUUGUUCAGAGAAUAGUCCCGAUUGUAGGGAAACUGCAGUGCCAUGUACAAACUCAAUUGUUGAUGAAGAAAGUAAAGAGGAUAGACCCAAAUCACCUGAAACCGACGAUUGCACUACCGGUUCACUACAAUUAGUGCAAACGGAUGGUGAUAAUAUAAUUGAGGAGCCAAGGUCGGGGAUGGAAUUCAAUUCUUUUGAAGAUUUACAUAGUUAUUAUAAGGAUUAUGCUAAGAAAUGCGGGUUUGGGGUGAUGACACAAAGGAGUGAGAAGGGAGCUGAUCAAAGUAUCAGAUAUGUCACUCUUGGUUGUGCCCGUGGAGGGAAAGCCCGGAUUAAGAGUUUGAACGUUGCAAAGCCACACCCGACAGGAAAGACGGAUUGUAAGGCAAGGAUUAAUGCCUUAAAGAUUGAAGGAAAGAUGCGGUUAACAACAGUCCAUAAUACACAUAAUCACGGCCUCAGUCCAAAGAAAUCUCGCUUCUUUCGUUGUAACAGAGAAGUGAGUGAGACUGUAAAAAGAGUCUUAGAUACAAACGACUUGGCUGGGAUCCGGAUGAAUAAGAGUUUCGGAUCUCUUGUCGUUGGUGCAGGAGGUUUCGAGAACCUCCCAUUUUUAGAAAAGGAUUGUCGCAAUUAUAUAGAUAAGGCACGUCAUCUACGACUUGGUGCAGGUGGUGCUGGAGUACUUCGAGAUUAUUUUUUGAGGAUGCAGUACAAGAAUAAUGGUUUUUUUGCAUUGAUGGACUUAAGUGAUGAUGGGAGGCUAAAGAAUUGUAUGGAUGGUAUACCUCCAAAAGCUAUUAUUACUGAUCAAGAUAGAGCAAUGAAAAAUGCAAUUGCUAAGGUCUUUCCAGAAAGUCGGCAUAGAUUCUGUUUAUGGCAUAUACUGAAGAAAGUUCCCGAGAAGCUUGGGUCAUAUGCUGCCUACAAAAGUGGACUAAAAAGUCACCUAAUGAAAUGUGUGUACGACACUCAAACAGUUGAGGAGUUUGAGAAAUGUUGGGAUGGGUUACUUAACACAUAUGAUUUACAUGAGAAUGUCUGGUUGAAAAGUUUAUAUGAUGAGCGUCAGCAUUGGGUACCAGUAUUCUUAAAAGAGUACUUCUGGGCUGGAAUGAGUACAACCCAGCGUAGUGAAAGUAUGAAUGCUUUUUUUGAUGGUUAUGUUCAUGCGAAGACAAAUUUGAAGGAGUUUGUCGACCAGUUUGACAGUGCACUGAGGAAAAAAAUUGAGAAUGAAAACAAUGCCGACUUCCACACAUUUAGCGUCACCAUUCCCUGUAUAUCUAGAUCUCCAAUUGAGAAGAGAUUUCAAGAGUUGUACACGAAUGCUAAAUUUAGGGAAGUCCAGCAGCAAGUAAUGGGUGUGCUCGAUAUGGAUCCGUGUCUACUUAGUGAGGAUGGUGUAAUGAAAAGAUAUCUGGUGGAAGAUGAAGUUCGCGUUGAAGAGUUCACUAAGCUUGUUACGUAUUCAGUGAACUUCAAUGUGGAAGACUACGAUGGAAAGUGUUCAUGUGGGUUAUUCGAGAUGAGGGGGAUACUGUGUAGGCAUAUUUUAGCCAUCUUCAGAGCUAACGGUAUAAAGUUAUUGCCAGACCGGUUCCAAUGA